Amphibalanus amphitrite is the source of this 1692-nucleotide messenger RNA. Its product is annotated as vegetative cell wall protein gp1-like. The transcript has a single exon. NCBI's taxonomy places the organism in Eukaryota, Metazoa, Arthropoda, Thecostraca, Balanomorpha, Balanidae. Bases 16 to 1692 code for a protein of 558 amino acids. The record is from RefSeq and is a predicted model, not a curated record.
AGGUCCGGUGCAGACAUGGCUCGGUGUCGGCUGUCGACGCGGCUGCGGCCGCUGAUGGUGCUCGUGCUGGUGCAGUGCGCGUUGGCCUCCCUGCGGCGGGUGCCGCGCCAGGCCACUGGCCCGUCCUCCGGCUCGGGCGCCGCCUCCAGCACCUCCUACCCCUACGAGCAGCAGCUCAACUACUACCAACAGCUGCUCAACCAGUACAUCCAGUCCGGAAAGUACAACCAGGCCUUGAACGCGGGAAAGACGGGUUCCAGCGCGGCAGCGACAGCGACACCGACUCCAGCCCAGCCGGCGCCGUCGGCGGCGCCCGCCCCGGUCCAGCCGAGCGUGCCCGCCGCGCCGCCGACCGUGCCAACCAGCCCGGUGCCGGUGCCGACCGUGCCGCCCACCAGCCCGCCGCCGCCACCCACUCCCAGCUACGUCCCGCCGCCGCCACCCACCCCCAGCUACGUCCCACCGCCGCAGCCGCAGCCCUCGGCUCCCAGCUUCGUCCCGCCACCGCAGCCCUCGCCGACGCCGGAGCCGCCGGCGCCGUCUGAGCAGCCGGGCCUGAAGCCGACGGCCGCUGGAGGUCUGCCGUACCCCGGGUACCCGCUCAGUGACCUGGCAUUCUCCAGCUACUUCCCCAGCCUGUCGCUCUACCAGCGCCUCCUGCCCAAGCCGAGCUCGUCCAAGGCGCCGGCCACCCCGGAGGUGUCCACCAACCUGGUGGAGCCCGUCCAGCCGGCGGCCGCCAUCAAGGUGUUCGACACGGCGCCGCCGCCGCCGGGCGCUCCGCUGCCCCAGCCGACGCCGGUGCAGUCCCAGCCGCAGCCGCCGCCGCCGCCGCCACCGCCCGCCCCGACGGUCCCGACCACGCCGGCACCGGCUCCGACCGCGGCACCUUCCACUGAGGCGCCGACCGCGCCGGAGCCGGCGGCAGGCCAGCCUGGAGCGUUCCCGGGCCGCCCGUACUACCCGGGAGCGCCGUACCCCCCGCCGUACUACCCUUACUACCCACCGCCGGGCGCCUACCCCCGCGGAGCGCCCUCCCAGUCCGGCGCACCCUCCCAGCCGGGCUUCUACCCGGGCUACUACCCCGGCUACCCGUACCCGCCCUACUACCCGCCGCCCGGCUCUUUCCCGGGCGCGCAGCAGCCGGAGGCCAAGCCGGCGGCCCAGCAGAGCGCCUUGCCCGGCUUCGGUCUGGCGCCGGCCGCUCCCAGUCCCGCCGCGGCGCCGGCAGCGCCGGUGACCACCGCCGCCCCGGCACUGGCCGUGGCCACCCCGGCCCCGGUGGCGCCCGCCCUGGCGGCCCCAGCGGCGCCCGCUGCUCAGCUCCCCGCGCUGCAGACGGCGGCGUCCCAGCCGGUGCCCAGCGCGGCGGCGCCCAGCGCCCAGCCGACCGCCGUCGACUCGGUGGCCUCGUUGUUCACCCAGAUCAAGACGCUGUACCCAGAGAUCACGCUGCAGCAGCUGCUGACGCUGCUGAACGGCCCGGCCCAGUCGCCGCUCUCCAGCACGACGGCGGCGACUACGGCGGCCCCGACCGCGGCCCCGACCCCGGCGCCCACCCCGGCCCGCACCCUGGAGGCCGCCAAGCUGCCGCAGGAGUAUCUCACGCUGCAGCUGACACCGGACACAGCCUUCCAGUCGGCCUACGACUCCGAGCUGGCGGCGCUCAAGCUCCGAUCGCAGCUGGUGUAG